AUGGACGAAAACAGUUCUCUUAUUCCAUUAGAAUCAAGUAAUAAUGUUAAUGAUAAUAAGACUAAUUAUCAGGGAAAUAGUACUAAUAUAUCGAUAUUUUCAUUAUUGUAUUAUCAAAUAUUUGGCAUUAUUAUAAACCCAAGUAUUAUAAUAUUAGAUAAAAAUGAAUCAUAUAAAAGAUUAGAUCAUGAUCGUAUAAUAAAAACAGUAAUAUAUUUGUCUGAUUUAUUUACAAAUAAGUGUUUACCUUAUAGAUUAUCACCAACAAUUAUACCUCUACCAGGACUCGUAUUAAAUGUUACACUAUUCAUGCUAAUAUAUACAUCAUCACAAUUAUAUCGGUAUUAUUAUAUAUUAUGGUUAAUAGUACAAUAUGGGAUAUAUAUAAUUGAUGGUAAGCAAGCCAGACGAAAUGCUACACAAUCUCUAGCUAGACAUUAUUGGGAUCAUUGGUGUGAAGUACUAAAUCUAGCUAUAGCUGAUUUAAUUAUAAUAAAAUUAUAUCCAGUUCAUCUAAAUAUAGAUUAA
This is a messenger RNA of Didymodactylos carnosus, 528 nucleotides long. NCBI's taxonomy places the organism in Eukaryota, Metazoa, Rotifera, Eurotatoria, Philodinida, Philodinidae. The record is from the annotation of a GenBank genome assembly.